AUGUCGUACCAUUCUAGACAGCCGUCCGUGGCUUCUUCAUUACUUUCAUCUUCCACAAAUCAUACCCACCCUCAGAGGAUAGGGCCCUGGAAGUUGGGUAAGACCUUGGGCCGUGGGGCCACAGGACGUGUCUUACUCGCUACACAUCACAUCACAGGUCAAAAGGCGGCGGUUAAGGUUGUAUCCAAGCUGGAGUUGGCUGAUGAAGGUGCCCCUCCAAGAAAGACUAACGACAACGAACCUCAGGGCUUACCCUACGGCAUAGAGAGAGAAAUCAUUAUAAUGAAACUUUUAACUCACCCAAAUGUCUUGAGGUUGUACGACGUCUGGGAAACAUCCAAGGCAUUGUAUUUGGUGCUUGAGUACGUCGAAGGUGGAGAGUUGUUUGACUUGUUGGUGGAAAGAGGUCCCUUGCAGGAAAUUGAAGCCAUCAAGUAUUUCAGACAGAUUAUAUUAGGUACCGCAUACUGUCAUGCAUUGGGUAUAUGUCACAGAGACUUAAAGCCCGAGAAUUUAUUGCUCGACUCUUCAUUAAAUGUUAAGUUGGCAGAUUUCGGUAUGGCCGCGUUGGAAAGCAAUGGGAAAUUGCUUGAGACUUCCUGUGGUUCCCCACAUUACGCUGCUCCUGAAAUUGUCAGUGGGUUGAAAUAUCACGGUGCUGCAUCAGAUGUAUGGUCUUGUGGUGUGAUAUUGUUUGCAUUGUUGACUGGUAGGUUACCAUUUGAUGAUGAACACAUUAGGAACUUGUUAUUGAAAGUCCAAGCAGGAACUUUUGAAAUGGCAGAAGAAUUAUCACCUGAAGCUAAGAAUUUAAUUAGCAAGAUGUUGACAGUUGACCCUAUGAAGAGGAUUCCUACUGAGAAGAUCUUGAGUCAUCCAUUAUUAACCAAAUACCCUAUUCCAAACGAAGAUUUAAUCAGUGUUAAGUCCUUACCACAUCCAGAGACUGCUUACAAGUCACUUGGUUCUAUCAAGAAUAUUGACAAGCAAAUUUUACAAAACUUGUCUAUAUUGUGGCACGACAGAUCUCAAGAUGACAUAAUAAACUGUCUUCUUAAAAAUGGUGCCAACCCUGAAAAGACAUUUUAUGCAUUAUUGAUGAGAUACAGACACAACCAGGAAGAUAUGGCAUUCAAUGAUCAAAAUAGUCAACAAAACUCUCCAAUUAAGAAGAGCGGCAGCAGAAGAAAUCUUAGCAGAAGUGGCUCCCUUGGAAAUGGAAGGAACAGACCAAUCAGUGUUUCCAAUUCAAGAAACAGAAUACUGUAUCAAUAUAAGAAUGAAAUCAGAACUAGUACUGUGGUAAACAACGGUCCAAUUGGUUCUGGGGCUGGGAGAUUGUCCGCAUCUUCCAGUUUCCAAAACUCCCCUUUCAAGAACAAUAUCAACACCUCACCAAAUCGUAGAGGCUCACCCCAAAGAUUCUCAUACAGCCAAUCACCAGCCAGGUCGCCCAAUAGAAGAUCUCCUAACAGAAGGUCUCCAAAGAAAAUCAACAGCAGCAAUAAUAAUCGAUUCGAAGAUAGCAAUGUCAACGCACCUGCUAUACCAAGAAACAUAUAUAACGAAAUUGUUAAUGCUCAAAAUAAUGGCUCCUUCGGCUCUAUGCCUCCUUCGUUACCAUCUAAAGAUGAGGUUCAAAAGUUUAACAUGGAAAAUAAUAUUAAUGUAAAUGAAAAUGGCGAGCCAAAUCCAAUAGUUGAUGAAGUAAGUCUGCAAUUGGGUGAAUCUGCAAACCUCUCCCCAAGUAAGAAUGGAAACAAAAGAAACUCAAUUAUGACAAAGAGUGCUUCGAAGAACAGAUUAAGUAAGAGGAAAUCAAUGAGAGCUUCGAUGACUACUGGAUUGAAGAGGAAUUCCAUAACCAUGAAAUUGCUCUCCACUUACGCUAAGUUAGCUGGUGAAACCGAUUGGGAAUACAUGGACAAGCAGACAAAGAGGACAUCCGCAACAUUUGCUACAUUGUGUGACAAGAUUUUCAACCAGGAAACAUAUACUGCCGAAGAUGAACAAUUGAUUGAUGAAGAAGAAAAGCAAGCCAGAGAAUAUGAAAGAAUUAUGGAAUUGGAGAGAAAGAAGCACGAAGCAGAAAUUAAAGCAAGAAAGGAAUUGGCUAAACAAAGGAAAAGGCAAAAGAGAAAAUCUUUACUCUCUUCUAGAAAGCUUUCCAUCUUUAUUAAAGAUGAAAAUAAUACUGAACAGGAUAUUACCGUUGAACCUGAGGCUAUCACUCAACCUAAAAGAGGUUCUAAACUUCAUGGAUUGAGAGCUAUUUCAGAAGGUGGAGCAAUUGUGGAAGAAGAUAAUGAGAACUUGAAUGCAGCAGAUAUUGAAAUGUUGAAGAGGAGAUCAGCAACGCAACCGGUUCCAAGAAGAAGAGUCACUCCUGUUUUAACUAGAAGACCAGUUUCGCGCCUUGAUCCAUUGUGGACAGCAUAUGAAAACGAAGAACUUAACAGAGCUAAAGAUGCGCUUGAAGCUGAAUAUAGGGAUGCAAAAGAGAGUGCAAAGCAGAAACAAGCAAAGAAGAAUAAGGAAGCUAAGCAAAAGCAACAGCAAAAUAACAACAGGCAAUCUAUGGUGUCCGUUGAUUUUGACAACAGAAGAUACGCCAAGGAUGAGUAUUAUACUCAUGAAGUUGACUACGAACUACCAGAGCCUGAUGUAGAUCAAGGCAACUUGAGUGCAGAAUAUAUGAGUGAAAUCAGAAAGUCAAAGCUACUCAAUUCUCAACUAAACAUUCAUGGAAUUCUUGAAAAUGGAGAUAAGGGCAAACAAAAGUCCAAAGCUCAAGAACAACAAACUUUAAUUGGAAAUGUUAAAAUACCAAAUGUUACUAGAAAAUCUAGAAAUUUCACAAAUUCUAACAAGAGGCUCUCAGUUUUAACGAUGUACUCCACGAAAGAAUCCUAUCAGGAUUUAAGUUCGAUUUUGAAGGAUGAAGGGAAAAAUCUGAAACUUGGAUUAAGAACUAGUUUUGCUGAUCGUUUAGAUAAAGCUGGAUUACCCGAAGAAGAGAAUGAAGGUGAUGAGAUUGCUGAUGAUGAUGUUAUGGACUUUGAUGAUUUGGCUACUAGACGUGCUUCAUACUAUGCUAACAGUAGAAGAUACUCUAAGUAUAACGGAAAUUCGAAAAGUGCUAAUGGUCAAAACAAAAACAGACCGAUUUCUGAAUUACCAAGAUUGCCUAAUAAUAAAUCUUCGAGAGACAAAGAUGCAGAAUAUGAUAAUCUUGAUGUUGUCGAGGAUUAUGCUGAUAAUGCCGAUGAUACCUUUGCCGAUGAUCCUCAUGGUGGUGUUUACGAUGAUGAGGAACUUGACUCUGAAUUAUUUGAUAACAUUAAACUUCCAGAGCAUAGUAGCUCAGUCAAGAAAAGUGAAAAGGCUAAGAACAAUGAAGCUUCUAGGAAUUCCAAACUCAAGCAGCAACAUGUUUCUCUGAUGUUACCAGAUUCAGGAAAAGACAAUGGCAAGAAUGGUCCAGGAAGAAGAGCUCCUCCUGCAGGUCAACAAGCUCAAUCGGAACCAUAUCCAAAGGUUCGUAAGCCUAAGAAUGGAACUGAGACAAUUCCUCCUACUCCAUUCAAUAAGAAGCCAUUAGAAGAUUCUACCAAUAAACCAUCAACUGGAAGUGGCACUUCUCAAGAUCAAAACAAGAAGAAGGGUAACUCCAUUUUCAGAAAGUUAUCCUGGGGUACCAAAAAGUCUUACGAUGAGAAUACACAAUUACCAUCUCCUGCUGACUCCAGAGCUCCUUCUGCUGAAGUUGGUACUAGAAAACCUAGUAAUUCAUUUUUUAGAUGGCUUUCUGGUAAUAAUGAUUCAGAGAAUGUGGAAGCUGAAAUCAGGAAGUUUAAGACUAUAUUGCCUAAACAAGAAAUGACUACUGCUUUAUUUGCAUUGUUGAAUUCUUGGACUAACUUUGGAUUAAAGGGACUUAAAAAUGAUACUGUUGGGUAUAAUAUUACAGGUGGAAUUUCCUCGUAUAAUGCAUUUAAUUUAAAGAGUUGUAAAUUCAGAAUAAAGAUCAACUCAACUGAUUUCAAUCAGAAAUCCGAGAUUGUCUGUGCUCGUGUUAAGGGUUCUAAAGUUACUACUGACACCCUUUUCAAGGAAAUUGAAAAGGUAUUAAGAAAGGAAGGGGUUAUGGAUAGUUGA
This is a messenger RNA of Dujonia railenensis, 4158 nucleotides long. Lineage: Eukaryota; Fungi; Ascomycota; Pichiomycetes; Serinales; Debaryomycetaceae. The record is from the annotation of a GenBank genome assembly.